Messenger RNA from Heterobasidion irregulare TC 32-1, 153 nucleotides. RefSeq lists its product as uncharacterized. Lineage: Eukaryota; Fungi; Basidiomycota; Agaricomycetes; Russulales; Bondarzewiaceae. The transcript is spliced from 2 exons. Bases 1 to 153 code for a protein of 50 amino acids. The record is from RefSeq and is a predicted model, not a curated record.
AUGUUUGUUGUUGAUCUCUUGCAUGAAUUUGAACUUGGCGUUUGGAAAGCCACAUUUACUUACCUGAUCCAUAUCUUGUAUGCUGAGGGUGGUGACCAGGUUCAGCACUUGAAUGAGCAACGGGUUCCACCAUUCGGUGCAGACGCCAUAUGA